AUGGCUUCUUUCACAGAUCCUGAGAAGCAUGCUCCCGUCGAGGAUUAUGUCGGUGAGGUCGGUAUUGGAUCAAAUCCCUUGGUCAAUGCCGACAAGCUUGCGCGUCGUCUGUCUGCUCGUCAAGUGCAGAUGAUUGCUAUCGGUGGUACUAUCGGUACUGGUUUGUUCUUGGGUACUGGAUCAUCUCUCGCCACCGGUGGUCCUGCCUCGAUGCUGAUCGCAUAUGCCAUCUGUGGUGCCAUUGUGUUCAUUACUAUGCUUUCUCUUGGUGAAAUGGCUGCCUUUGUGCCUGUUGCUGGAUCUUUCUGUACCUUUGCGGGUCGCUUCGUUGAUGACGCUCUCGGUUUUGCUUUGACUUGGAACUACUGGUUUAAUGAUGCAUGCUCAACGGCUUCAGAUAUCAUUGCCUUGCAAUUGCUCUUGGAAUAUUGGACCAAUAACUUCCCUGGCUGGGCUAUCAGUUUGAUCUUCCUGUUCGUCGUCAUUUGUCUGAAUCUGUUGUCAGUCCGGGUAUACGGUGAAGUCGAAUACUGGCUGAGUUUGCUCAAGGUCAUUACCAUUAUCAUCUUUAUCAUUCUUGGCAUCGUCGUCAACUGUGGUGGCAACAAGGACCAUGAGUAUAUUGGCGCGAAAUAUUGGUACAAGGGAGAUGCUCCUUUCGUCGGUGGCAUCGGUGGAUUCGCAUCCGUCUUCGUCACAGCCUCCUUCGCCUAUGGUGGUACCGAGUCUAUCGCCAUUACUGCCGGUGAAACGAAGAACCCCUCGAAGACUAUGCCCAAGGUCGUGCGAAACGUCUUCUGGCGUAUUGUUCUGUUCUACCUCCUCUCUAUCCUGCUCAUCGGCCUGAACGUUCCCUACGACUACCCCGGUCUGUCGGACGAGAACACCCGCACCAGCCCUUUCACUAUCGUCUUCCAGGAGGCAGGUAGCUCCGUCGCUGGUAGCUUCAUCAACGCUGUGAUCAUGACCUCUGUCAUCUCUGCUGCCAACCACGCCUUGUUCGCGGCUACUCGUCUCUUAUACACUCUUGCCGUCGAUGGCUACGCUCCCAAGUUUUUCGGCAACUUGAACCGUUUCCAGAUUCCUUGGGUUGCAGUCAUUGCCAGCUCUCUCAUCAGUGGUCUUUGCUUCGGUGCAAGCUAUAUUGGCGCAGGUCAAUUGUGGUCCUGGUUGCAAAAUAUCGUCGGUGUCUCCAACCAACUCUCUUGGAUCUGUAUCGGUCUCGCCUCCCUCCGUUUCCGUGGCGCCAUUCGCGCCCAAGGUCUCGAGCACCUUCUUCCCUUCAAGAACUGGACCUACCCCUACGGUCCUAUCUUCGCUAUCGGACUCAAUAUUGUCCUUGUCUUGGUUCAAGGCUGGAGCUGUUUCAGCCCGCACUUCAAGAAAGUUAGCUUUGUGUCAUACUAUAUUGAAAUCCCCAUCAUGAUUGUCAUGUUUGUUGGGUGGAAGCUUAUCAAGCGGACGCGCAUCGUGCGGACUGCGAAUAUGGAUCUUCGUACAGAUCGUUAUGAUGGUGGUAUUGAUGAUGAGCAUACCCCAGAAGAAGUUCAAGAGCCGGAGAGGAAGGGAAUUGUUGGGAAGGUGCAGCGCUUUGGACAGUGGCUGUUCCUCUAA
Penicillium malachiteum is the source of this 1614-nucleotide messenger RNA. RefSeq names its product amino acid permease. The record is from RefSeq and is a predicted model, not a curated record. Bases 1 to 1614 code for a protein of 537 amino acids. Gene Ontology annotation, molecular function: amino acid transmembrane transporter activity. Gene Ontology annotation, cellular component: membrane. Lineage: Eukaryota; Fungi; Ascomycota; Eurotiomycetes; Eurotiales; Aspergillaceae. The transcript is spliced from 5 exons. Gene Ontology annotation, biological process: amino acid transmembrane transport.